CUAUUCAGCCCCCUGUCCAACUCCACCUCUCCAUUAACAUCAGACCUCUGUGACAUCAGUCGGCAGAGUUUUGUGGGGAUGGUGAAAAAAGCAGUGGCUCAUAUGGAAAAGAAAAUCAGUAAUGAGAUUGAGAUGGUUAUUCAUGAGGUCAGGCUAUCUGAUGGUUGUGAUGCAGCUGAGAAAGUGAUGACGGAUGAGUUCUUUAAAGAAGCGUGGACUCUGCCGCAGGACAAGCUGAUGAUGAUCCAGCAGUGUAAUGCAGUGGAUGUGACUCUAGACCCCUACACAGCCAAUUCCAAACUUGUGGUGUCUCAAGGUGGGAAACAACUGAGAUUUGCUGGAGGUCUACCGUCUUGUACUGCUUUAUUUGGGAGAAGUUUUGUACGACAACCGUUUGUUCUUGGGAAAGAGGGUUUUUCCUCCGGCAGGUUCUACUAUGAAGUCCGGGUCACUGCAAGCAAAGGCUGGCUCUUGGGAGUGGUCAAAGAGUCCAUUAACAGGGAGAUAUUAUUCUUUCCUACCCCUCAGGAAGGUGGCUGGACAAUCAUUCACAUCUAUAAUCCAAUAACCAAAGUCCAUGAGGAUUAUUUUGCUAAUAAUUUAAGCACUGCUCCGCUGUACCUGAGGCAAAGGUCCCAGACAGUGGGUGUGUUUGUUGAUUACGAGAGGGGAGAGGUCUCCUUCUAUGACGUGGAAGCCAGGACUCUGAUCUACUCCUACACGGGAUGUGCCUUUAUGGAGACCCCACCUUCACAACAAGAUGUUCUCUAUUCAAUGGCUGCCACAUCUUCAAGUAGCAAACCAAAGCUCUACCCUAUUUUUGGUAUCUUUGAAAAUGAUUAUGACAACAUGCUCGUAAUCACUCCUGUAGUUUGAGCAAGUUGAAGUCUUGCAUACAGCAGGGGAAAUGAAUGUGUAAGUUGGAACGAAAGGUUUUCUCAUUUCAAAACAUUUAAUGUUUCUCAGGGUUUUUUUUUGUGUUAAGUAAUCGGGCACAAACAUUAUUGGAAUAUACAUUAUGUUUCUUCUUUUUUUUUAGUGACAGUAGUUAUAGGAGUUGCAUCACACAUUACAAAAAGAAAAUAACACUUUGUAAAUCAUAGUUUUUGAUUUAAUUCUUAACUUUUUGUUUUUCUAGCCAUAUUACGAAAACAGUCAGAUUUGACAGUUCAAAGUCAAGUCAAUUUUAUUGAUAUCACAAACACUAAAAGAAUCCCACCCAACAAACCUUUUAGGAGUGAAAAAAAUGAAAGAAACCUUCGGAGGAGCAGACGGACCGAAAUACAAUUGAUGUUGUGUACAGAAUAAUCAAAAUGACAGUAUAGACAAUCAAAAACAGAAUGUAAACUUAUAUGACGAUUGGUGAUUAGGUUCAUUUCAAAUCGUGGAGAAAGGUUGAAGGUAGAUUAUAUUGACACAACUCGUUGUAAUACAUGUAUCUGUCCAGGAGGUGGCACCAUUGUUUAACCAGUGUCCUGGUCUGUUUCUCAAAGAUGCUACCAUAGAAGCAAUAACCAGGCGUGGACAAUGGCGUCAGAGGAACCCAAUGACAUCUUUGUCACUUUCAAAACUGUUUUUUGAUUUUUAGGUUUAAGAUUCAUCUACCUACAGAAAAUUAAUCUUUAAAAUCAUUUUGAUAACAGAUUAAAAAAGAAUCUACUUCUGCUUCUCAAAUGUAAAUAUCUGCUUCCAAACAAGUUCCUUUAGCCUACUAUUCAAUUUAGAAGUGCUCUUUUUUUCUUAUAAGAUAGGCUUACAUUUUUUUUGUCCUACCUUGUUGGAUGGCGGGGAGGCACAGCGUCAUUCCAUCACAAACGAAAUAUAUCACACCCACAGUAGAUGUCACAACAACAUCACGUGACGCUUCUGAAGAUGACUGCAGAGUCUGCAGCUGAAACUGUCAAGGUAAGACAAAAAAACUUUAAGCCCGUCAUAUUAGAAAGAAGAGCACUUGUGAAUAUUUGCAUGUUUUCUCAGGCAUAUAUAAUAGUAAACCAAAUAUAUAUAUUUUUUUUAACUGAUGGUUGAACAAAAUCAGCUACUUGAAUGAAAUUGUGAUGGACAUUUUUCAAGGUCUUUAUUAACCUAAUUAAUUAAGUUGAUUAAGUUAUCAACUUUUAACAUUUCACAUUACUCCACCUGCUUUAUGCUAUGUAUCAACACUUUUGUUCAUCAGUGACUUCUUGGAAUUCAAAUUGUGAGCAUAUAAUACGUGCCCUUUUAUGAGUUGAUUUCCGUGAAACCCAUUGACUUCAGGGUCCACAUUCCACUUAUUGCACUUUUGAAUACAAGCUUUUAUUGCAUGCCAAGACAUCUGGUAUGAUUGACCAGAA
Molecule: messenger RNA, 2333 nt
Organism: Etheostoma cragini (Arkansas darter)
Lineage: Eukaryota; Metazoa; Chordata; Actinopteri; Perciformes; Percidae
Product: E3 ubiquitin-protein ligase TRIM21-like
Exons: 1
Coding region: 79-876 (265 amino acids)
Molecular function (GO): protein binding
Source: RefSeq, a predicted model, not a curated record